UUAAAAAACUGACCUUUUGAAAUUUUUAAAGAUAAUAGAGAUGUGUUGUUUGCUUGAGAUCAAUCAGAAACUGCUUUUAAGUUGUCAGUUCAGAAUUGACAGUAUGUAUUGAAAAUUCUAUGAAUAUUAAACCAUCAGCUGUUUUUGAUUGAUUUCCUAUCAUUUUGCAAUCAAAAUAGAAAGGUGAUGAUUACCUGUUUAUAAUUAGUUUUUUAAAUGGAUAACAGUGAUAGACAUUUUUUAUUUUAUUUUAUGAGCAGCAUAUGCUAUGUUGAAGAGUCGGCUAGCAAUUUAAAAGCCAGUUAACAAUUUAAAAAAUCUUUUUUUUGUGGUCUCAAGGAGCCAAUACCAUUUUUACCUGUUUACUUAUUUAUGAUUUAUUCUUUAAAUGGCCCCAAUAUGGCAACUGUUUGGAAUUUUGUUCUUGCUAGCUGUAUUAUAUAAUUUGGUUUUGUGGGAGUUUCUCUUGUUUUAACAAAACUCACUAUCAGUAGGUAUGAUUUUUGAUAAAGAUGAUAAAGUUAUAUUGGGCUGAAAAGAUUGUAAAUCCAUUGUCUGCUGCAGUAUGAAUGUUGAUGUUUGUCUACCAUCUUCUGGGUAUAAUAUUGGAAGUAUUUGCCCUGAUAAUUCACAUAUGCAGUGCAUACUAGAACAAGAUAUUAUGAAUUAAAAAUGAAUGUUGUGAGGUAGGCAAAAUAAAUAGUCUUCUUUAUCAGUGUUGAUAGUCUUCUAUAUCAAUAUAGCUAAUAGUUUUUGUUGCAUUGUCUCAUGAGUAAUACUGCACUAAAAGAACCAAAACAUGUUUCCUUGAAUGGUGACCAAUGAUUAUUUCUUAGAAUAUAAAUAAAGAUUGUUAAAAUUGUCUUGUAAUUGUUGUCUGUGUUGAGAAUUGAUGUAAAUAAUGUAGCUAUCAGUCUGUGAGUCAGUGAACUUUAAAUAGUAACAAACUGGUGAGGAGGGUUGGUAGGUGCAGUUCUCAGCAUGUUAGCUCCCCAAUUUUUGACUGGACAAUAGUAUUUUGGUUUAAAUUUUAUGUUUUUCAAUUUUUGUAUCUUAGUUAAUGUGGCUCAGUGCUUUGAUUUGGAACCUUCUCCUUAUUCCUGUUUAGAUUUAUACCAGAUGUUAAAAGGGUCUUCUGUAUGCCAAAUGUUGAAACAAAUUUUAUGGGCUCUAGAAACUUGCAAAAUAUGUACACACUCUCCCAAUAUCUCAUUGAGUUGAUGAGGAACCAAUUAGUCUGGUAUGAACAAAAAUAAUGUCAGAAUGACCCCAGCUUGCUCAUUGUCAUCAUAGUCCCCCCUCUGUUGUGAUUCCAGCAGGUAAACCUACUGCUGUAAUUUGUGUUCAGUGAUACACAGGGCAGUGUAUCGGCACUGUUGUUUUCCUCCCUCUUCUCUGAAGAGUGGGUGGUAUCUUGCUUGUUGUUAUUUGAUCUGGAUCUGUGGGUUGAGGACGGUUCUCAGGUAUACUUCACCACAUCCUGGAAUUGGAACUCCUACUACUACUACUGCAGAAGCUAGAAGUAGCUAACUUGUGGAAUCUGUACUGAGCUGACUACGCAGCACACCAUCAUGGCUGGUUAUGAACAGUCUGAACAAUACGAACCUUAUAACAACAUCCAAAGUGAGGAAAACGAUAAUGAUUAUAACGGUCACCAUGAAAGUGGUCAAGAGGACUCGUCUAAUUCACGCACUGCCAAAAUCAUAAUUCGCCACGUUCCUUCACAAGUAACCCACGAAGAUCUUUUGCGCUUGGUCUCUGCUUUCGGUCCAGUUAUAAAAACAGAUGAAAGCACAAACCGCAAUGGUGAGAAUGUUGUAGUUGUCAUCUACGAGUCGCCAGAAGCUGCACAAGAGGCCGCUUCACAGUUAAAUGGUUACGAAUUAUUAGGAACACAGAUCAGUGUUGAAUUAGCAGCUCCAAGGAAUAAUCGUCGCUUUGGUGGACGUCGUAAUUUCUCAGGGAUGGGGAGCAACAGAAAUUCUGAUUUUCCUCUGAGAAUAUUGGUGCCGCGGGAGAUGGUGGGUGCCGUAAUUGGACGCGGAGGUGAAACUGUCCGCCAGAUCACGCAGCAGUCACGGGCCAGGUAAAACAGUAGACUGCCUGCGUGCUCAUGCUCGGGGGUAUUAUGACAUGCUGUGUGUGUGCUCUGUAGCAGCGGCAUUGAGGAAGACCCCACAAACAGGCUGGUUCUAGUCUUGUUAGUCUAGCACUGCCCUUGCCCAUACGUGUGUGAUGCAACAAUAACCGAGAGGGUAGUCCUAGUCCUACUAGUCUAGUAUGGGCGUGUCAACCCCCCACAAACACCACUAACCUGUUCCAUCCCCUGCAGGGGCCUGGCCGGCAGCAGGAACGACUACUGAGUAGUUAGAUGUAGUGUACUUACAAUAGCAUGGUGUU
This is a messenger RNA of Lingula anatina, 2400 nucleotides long. RefSeq names its product insulin-like growth factor 2 mRNA-binding protein 3. Gene Ontology annotation, molecular function: RNA binding. The record is from RefSeq and is a predicted model, not a curated record. NCBI's taxonomy places the organism in Eukaryota, Metazoa, Brachiopoda, Lingulata, Lingulida, Lingulidae.